Messenger RNA from Terrapene triunguis (Three-toed box turtle), 657 nucleotides. Its product is annotated as olfactory receptor 5C1-like. The record is from RefSeq and is a predicted model, not a curated record. Gene Ontology annotation, molecular function: G protein-coupled receptor activity; olfactory receptor activity. Gene Ontology annotation, biological process: G protein-coupled receptor signaling pathway. Gene Ontology annotation, cellular component: membrane. The annotation marks the transcript as partial. NCBI's taxonomy places the organism in Eukaryota, Metazoa, Chordata, Testudines, Emydidae. The transcript has a single exon.
CCCGGCCCGGCCUGCGCCCUCCAGAUGUUCCUCUUCGCCACCGCGGGGGACGCCGAGUGUUGCCUGCUGGCCGUCAUGGCCUACGACCGCUACGCCGCCGUCUGCCGCCCGCUGCACUACCAGGCCGCCGUGCCGCCCUGCCUCUGCCGCGGGCUGGUGCUGGGUUCCUACGCGGCCGGGGCGGCCAGUGCGGCCGUGCACUCCGGCCUGGCCUUCCGCCUUCCCUUCUGCCGCGGCCGCACCCUUGACCACUUCUUCUGCAUCAUCCCGUCCGUGCUGGAGCUGGCCUGCGCCGACACCAGCCUCAACCAGGCCCUGCUGCUGGCCAUCUGCGGAGCCAUCCAGAGCGUCACCCUGCUGGCCAUCCUGGCCUCCUACGGGCUCAUCCUCGGGGCCGUGGGGCGGGCGGGCUUGCGCCGGGCUGCCUCCACCUGCGGCUCCCACCUGGCAGCUGUGGCCGUGCUCUACGGGACCAUCAUCUUCAUGUACCUGCGGCCCGAAGGCAGCUACGCCGCGCAGGCCGACAAGAUGGCCGCUGCCUUCUAUACCGUCGUUAUCCCCACCCUCAACCCUGCCAUCUACAGCCUGCGCAACGCCGAUGUCAAGGGGGCCCUGGCCAAGCGGCUCCUGGGUGGGCGCCGCAUCUGGGGGGGCUGA